Messenger RNA from Rubroshorea leprosula, 557 nucleotides. The record is from the annotation of a GenBank genome assembly. Lineage: Eukaryota; Viridiplantae; Streptophyta; Magnoliopsida; Malvales; Dipterocarpaceae.
AAUAUGCAAAACACUUAAAAAAAAACCUCUGUUGAUAAUAAGAUUUCCAUUUACCUCCUUUUUAUUUAAUUACACGGCGUUGUUUUCCAUCAUCCCUCUUUUGCCAAGGAAAUGAACUCAUCCAUCCAACAAACAAAACCCAUUUCGUUUCUCAUGGCAACUUCCUUCUGCGUUUGUGCUACUCCUCGCUGGACCAACUCAAGUAUUCCUUCAGUCAAACAAUGCAAAUUCGUUGGUCAAUCUGUGGUAACCCAUCCGUCCAUGCAUCCUUCCAUAGAUGUGAAGGCCCAGGCUGAUGAUGAAGAUAUGGCUGUCAUGAACCAUGUCAGGUCUGAUGUUUGGGUUGUGAUGUUGGAUGAGCAUGGAUUGGAUAUAGGGUCUGAGCGGUUUGCGGAAUUAGUAGGAGAUGCAGGGAGUAACGUAGGGAACUAAAACUCACUAAAAGGUUGCUGACAUUGAUGUAUUCAUUUAUCUAUGGAAUUGGAUUUGUUCUUGGUAUCAAUAUUUCUCUGUUCUGUGGCAAGAAUUAUGUAUAGCAAUGAACUUGCUGCUCUGUU